AUGUCAACAUUUGGGACGCUUUUCCGUGUAACGACGUAUGGCGAGUCCCACGGAUGCUCAGUCGGGUGUAUUGUUGAUGGAGUGCCGCCUGGACUGAUGCUGACAGCGGAUGACAUCCAGCAGCAACUCUGGCGGCGGCGUCCGGGGCAGUCGAGGCUUACGACGCAGAGAAUAAACAGUUUUGGGCUGGACAGAGGUGUUUUGCCCGGUUUUCCCAAGUCUGGGUGGUUUGCAAGCCAUGUACGGCUUUGCACGGCUUCUACAGGGUGUUUUAUGGGGUUUUACGAUGUUUUACGGGGUUUGCAUGGCCUUUGUGCGUUUUUUCCGGCUUUUUUGCGCAGAUUUGCAUGGUCUACAUGUGUUUGUAAGGCACUGUGUGUUUUUGUGCUGUUUUAUACGGGUUUUGCACUGCUUUGCAUGCUUUUGCUUGAGAUUUGCAUGAUUCUGCGCCUAGAACAGGACCUUGUGGAGAUUGAAUCAGGUGUAGAAGGGGGUGUGACGCUGGGAACGCCGAUAGCAUUAAGAAUACGCAAUGAAGAUGCAAGAAAACAUGAUUAUUUGUCUGUGUGCAAGUAUCCACGGCCAGGACAUGCAGAUCUAGUAUAUUUGUGCAAAUACGGAUGCCAUGCAAGCAGUGGAGGGGGGCGUAGCAGUGCACGGGAGACUGCAGCGCGUGUGGCUGCAGGGGCAAUUGCAGAAAAGUAUCUUCGGGAGGUUUGUGGGAUUGGAAUUGUAGCCUUUGUCUCGUCCAUUGGGCGUAUCCAUAUGGAUUUGGAGGCAAUGCAGCGACAGACGCUGCAAGAGAAGCAGAAAUCAGGGCAGCAAGAGCAUCUAGAAACGCAGCUAGGGGCACAACAAGCAAUGCACUUAAGGAGGAGUGCUAAGGAGGAAAAUGCUUGUAAAGGUGUGCUAGAAAAUGCUCAGGAUGGAGCUGAAAAAGAAAAAGAUUAUUUGGAUGAGGAUAGAUCAGACGAGGAAGAAGUUGUGACAGCGGAAUUUUUGUCAUUUUUGGCUGGAAUAACACAGGAACAAGUAGAUAAGUCUCUGGUACGAUGCCCAGAUGCAGUGGCAAGUGCGAAGAUGAUAGAGCGCGUGGAACGGGCUCGACAGUGUGGGGAUUCUGUUGGAGGAACGGUUACAUGUGUUGUUAGGAAUCUCCCGGUGGGUUUGGGUGAACCGUGCUUUGAUAAGCUUGAAGCAAAGCUUGCACAUGCAAUGCUUUCAAUUCCGUCGACCAGGGGCUUUGAGAUUGGCUCUGGAUUUAAGGGUUCUGAAACAUCAGGAUCAAAACAUAACGAUAUUUAUGUUUUGGGACAGCAAGUGCAGAACCAAGGGGCGUCUGUAAUACCGUCACGGACAGCAUUGCGGACGGCUACGAAUAAUUCAGGAGGAGUUUUGGGAGGUAUUUCGAAUGGUGAACAUGUUUUUUUCAAAGUUGCAUUUAAGCCCCCAGCAAGUAUUGGGAAGCCUCAGGCAACUGCGAUGUAUGAUGGUGUUGAGGGUGUUCUUGAAAUUCAAGGACGGCACGAUCCAAAUGUUGUGCCCCGUGCUGUUCCAAUUGUUGAAUCAAUGACUGCAUUGGUUAUUAUGGAUGCUCUUAUGAUCCAAUUGUCUCGACAGACUGCUCGCAGCUUUUUGCCAUCUAUGGACAAGAGGAUAUUAUGA
Messenger RNA from Pneumocystis jirovecii RU7, 1665 nucleotides. RefSeq names its product chorismate synthase. The record is from RefSeq and is a predicted model, not a curated record. The transcript is spliced from 5 exons. Bases 1 to 1665 code for a protein of 554 amino acids. Gene Ontology annotation, molecular function: chorismate synthase activity; FMN binding. Gene Ontology annotation, biological process: chorismate biosynthetic process; aromatic amino acid biosynthetic process. NCBI's taxonomy places the organism in Eukaryota, Fungi, Ascomycota, Pneumocystomycetes, Pneumocystales, Pneumocystaceae. Gene Ontology annotation, cellular component: cytosol.